AUGACGCCCCUAGUCAUCGCCUGGUGUCUGACUUUUCUCUUUUUGGGGAGUUCAGGUCAGAGCACCUUAUUACGUCAGGAACGGGCUUUUCAUUCUACAGAAGUGGGCAGUAACGUUACUCUUCAGUGUUUCUAUAAUGAGAAAAAUGCGGUGAUGAUUUACUGGUUUAAACAAAAAGUGGGCCAGAAACCGAACAUGUUUUCCAGUUUUUAUAAAAUGGACAAACAAGGCAAAUUUCACGAUGAGUUCAAGGACAAUCUUCGCUUUGAACUAGAAGUGGGAAAGGGUAAAAAUCACCUUCGAAUCUCUGAUUUGCAGCCUUCGGACUCAGCUACUUAUUUCUGCGUCGCCAUCGAAUCAAACACAUUUGAGUUUGGAGACGGAGCUACGGUCAACGUAGAAGAACCUGGUUCAAACGUUCAUACUUUGGUCCAUCAGCCAGAUGGGUCUGUGACUCUGAACUGUUCAGUAGACACUGGAAGCUGUGAUGCAGAGACCAGUUUUUACUGGUUCAAAGAGCAAAAAGAAUCUCGACCGGGACUCAUUUACACUCGCGGAGGCAGAAAUGGAGGCUGCAAUAGAACAAUGACGACAGCAACACAGACCUGUGACUACAUUGUGCCACCGAUGGACCUUGAUGUGUCCAACGACGAGGUUGCCAGCUGCGCCGUGGCUUCAUGUGGGUCUUUACUGUUUGAAGAUGGAGAAAACAUGGAGUCGGCAGGUGAGCUGAACUCCCCUGAACUUGUACUUUUUCUAAGCGGAGCUCUGACAGUCACCGUCAUGUUGAGUGCUGUGAUGGCUUUCUCGAUAUGCAGUAUGAAGAAAACAAUUCGAGAUCAUUGUGCAGCAAACUCAGGUGCAGAACCAGCAGAACGCCACGCAGCUGAUUCAGAGGGUAACAAAGAUGAGAAGAGCCUCCAAUAUUCCACCUUAAGGCCACACAGGUCAAACGGAUCAAGACGACCGAGAGACGAGGCCUGGAGUCAGUGUGUGUACGCCAGUGUAAAACAAGCCGAAUCCACACUUCAACAGCAAUCUGCUGCAGCAACAGCAGAUAAUAAAUUAGAUAAUGUUUGUUGAAUUUGACGUGAAAGAAAUGUAAAAAUAAAAAUGGUGUUUUGUACAUUUUUAUGAAUUUCCAAGAGCUGAUAUGUUUCUGUGCUGGUGCCGGCUAAGUCUGUACAGCUGAAACAAUGAAAUAAAUACCUUUUUCAAUGACAAAGGGCAACAAGAACAAGACAGGAUGAGAUUUUUUUUUGUUUGUUUUAAUAGGGUACAUUUCAAAACUCAAUAAUGUAGCUUAUCUAAUCUGCAAUCAGAGUAGUAUAAUUCACUGCAGGUCUGACCAGUGGGGCUUUUCCAAAGAAGACAUGUUUCUGAAAAAAACAUUGAAAAUGUUUUG
This is a messenger RNA of Poeciliopsis prolifica (blackstripe livebearer), 1405 nucleotides long. RefSeq lists its product as uncharacterized. NCBI's taxonomy places the organism in Eukaryota, Metazoa, Chordata, Actinopteri, Cyprinodontiformes, Poeciliidae. The coding region runs from base 1 to 1083 and encodes 360 amino acids. The transcript is spliced from 5 exons. Gene Ontology annotation, biological process: response to bacterium. The record is from RefSeq and is a predicted model, not a curated record.